Molecule: messenger RNA, 2240 nt
Organism: Aspergillus versicolor CBS 583.65
Lineage: Eukaryota; Fungi; Ascomycota; Eurotiomycetes; Eurotiales; Aspergillaceae
Product: DUF4238 domain-containing protein
Exons: 3
Coding region: 54-1826 (590 amino acids)
Source: RefSeq, a predicted model, not a curated record
GCCCAGGGCCCAUUGCAAUAUGGUAUGCGGAUUCUGUCUACAAGCUUGCCAAAAUGCCAAAACUAUCGCAGCAGAAACAACACUUUAUUCCUUGGUUCCUCCUGAAAAGGUUUGCUCCGGCAGACCAGCCACCAGCGAGGCCGGCUGCUUCUUCCCAAACCAGAGCACGCCGUCGCGACCUUCUUCUCAACAAGAUUGACCUGGAGAGCUCUAUUCUGACCCAGCGACCAGUAUCGAUGGAGUUCACUCUCGUCGACAUGUACCGAGACCCUGGAUUUGAUGACAACCCCUACCACCUGGAGGAAAAGCUAUCGAAGCUUGAAGGAGAAGCGAGUGAAAUCAUCAACAAAGUCGUUACUACAUUUGCGAAAUCACCGGUACUCGAGCUCAAGAGGCCUGAAGUGGAUACUCUUCGCAAGUUCCUCUUCCUGAUGAAGUAUCGAAGCAGGGGGUUCUUCGAGCGGUAUAAUCACGAUGAUGCCCAGGACUACGACGCUGACGACCGGCCAAGAAUGCUGCAAUACAUGGCAAACAAAGGGUUUACCAAACCUCGUGAUGUGUGGUUUGAUAAUCUCAACCAUAUGUUGGAUCUCAAAAUGGACGCCGCGAAGACCUGGGGACGUACCCUCCGUGCCCAGAUCUAUCCCGACGACGCCUUGAUGUUUGAGCUGCAUCUCCUGCAUAGCUAUAUGUCGUUCUGUCAACCUCAGAAUACCGAGGAAGAGUUUCUUCUCACUGAAAAUUCGUUUGGUAUAUUCGAAGGUCCUUCAACAGUGCGUAAUGAGGUUAUGCCCGGCAAGCAAAAGACAUCCCCAGUCGUUUACACCGAGUAUCAUAAUUUCGCCCCGAUAUCCCCUCGACUCUUGAUUGUCCUACGAAGUGGAGUGCUGCCAACCCCUGGCGAUAAUAGCGAGUCUGCAGAAAUCCGCAGCCAGCUUGCAGCGGCACUGCGAUCUGACCAUCUUGACCCAGACGAAGCAGGAUCCAUACUAGAAGACCUCCCCGUUCGGCCGUGCAAGGUAUUGUAUGACCAGGGUGUUGUUGACUCUCCGGCGUCAUUCAGAAAAAAUGAUAGAUUCCUCUUCCUGUGCUUCAAGCUCUCGUCUGCACAUAUGACUGCCAUUAGCAAUAUAUUCCUCGAGGAGGCGCACUCCACUUCCUCGAUCAUCUAUCACUCGCCCGUGGCGCUUCGAGCAGCGGUGGAGAACUAUUUCAAAGACAACGACCGGCGCCUGAAACAAGUGGUUGACAUUCCUGGCGAUAGACGGCGCUCGUAUUUUGGCACGCUAGAGAAAAUACUGCGUGACCUCGGUGGCUCAGCCAGAUGCAAGGUACACCCAUUCGAUCUCUCAAAGGCGCGGAUACGGGCUCACAUGGCCUUGAAUGUUGGCCUUAUCGUCGGAGUACAAUUGAUGGAACGCCAGAAGCCAGAUAAGUCAUUACCACGGGCAUAUACCCUGUUGAAGGACGGAGCAACCAUGGAAACAUUUUGGUACGACAUCGACCAGGCGAGCCGGCUGAUGAUGCUCAAGACCAAGCUCGACGGUGCACUGAGGAGAUCCGGACUAUCAGACCAGGAGAAAUUUGCAUUUCAAGCCCAGAGAAAUGCAUUUUUCAGCUCGUUUCCGGUCGAGAGGCUGUGGCUGUACUUCAAGAUUAUGCGGAAUAUGCGUCGGUGUGAUAUCGAUGAUCUUGUAACUAAUCCGCCUGAACUCGAGCUUCGAGGAGUGGAAGAUAUGUUUGCUGAAGAUAUCUCGAUGUUCCCUCAAAUGAAAGGGCAGAUUGCGCGGAAGAUGUAUCUUGAGACACUGUAUUCAAUACACUAAUAGAUGGGGACUUCGCUCACUCAAGCACAUUGUCAGAUUAAUCCAGACAGGAGACUGAUCACAGCACCUUGGACCAGCCGCAUCGUAUUAAACGUCAAAUCCAUCGGGCGAGAAGUUGGUUAAUGAACCCGGAAGCAUCUGGCAUAAUUUAUUGCGACCAGGAAGUCUCUCCACGUAGUUCAAGGCCCGGACCGUUGCGUGGCGUCUAUAGCAAACGAACCACCUUGCUUGAUUGGCAAUGGCUGCUCUCUAUAGGAAACCGCCAUCAGGAUAGUGGCCGGCUGGCCAAUCCAGGGCGCUGGACAAAACGCUACUUGGAAAUUCGGUCCUUUCGCGGUCGCUUCACCAAUGAUAUUUCUCGUCUGGUUGCUAGUAUUAGCGCUAAUAAUAAGAAGCACGAGUCUGAGGUCUCUG